Messenger RNA from Limulus polyphemus (Atlantic horseshoe crab), 1440 nucleotides. RefSeq lists its product as uncharacterized. The record is from RefSeq and is a predicted model, not a curated record. The transcript has 7 exons. The coding region runs from base 199 to 1080 and encodes 293 amino acids. Lineage: Eukaryota; Metazoa; Arthropoda; Merostomata; Xiphosura; Limulidae.
CGGUGCAAGAGCGCUUCUUCUUCUGUAGGCUUGAUUAUAAAACCUGAGUAAACGUUGCCAGACGAUCACAGAGCACGUGGAUGCCAUGAAGAAUGCAUCUAGGCCUAAUUAAACAUGGUCACUGAAGAGUUCAAAGACAUCAGCAUCUUAUAUCGGAUCACAUUGCAUCUUUCAGUAGAUUCGCACAACUCAUAGAAAAUGGCUAUACUGACUUCCUGUUGUUGUUUCAAGUCUAUCAGAAGAGGAUGUUUUGCAAGCGGAAUAUUCACUCUGGCUGUCUACCUGUUCAUCUUUACAGCAUGUUUAUUCCAGGCCCAUGCUGCAUACGAUACACCAGUUAUUUUCUUCGGAAAUUUGUUCAUGAUGAUCUUAGCAGCCAUGAGUGUGAUAGCUUCCGUGAUUCUGCUGAUUGGGGUUUUUGUGGAUCGUCGUAAGUUGCUGCUACCAUUUAUAGUAAUUGUCUCGUUCACUACUUUAUUACACAUGGUUCUUGCUUUGUAUUUCAUAACUGAAUCGCCAGUGAGCACUGUUCUGGGAAUUUUGUUCGUUACAGAUCUGGCAAUAUGUGUUAUCAAUGUCUAUUGUGUACUAUGUGCGAUCUCACAAUAUCAGGAAUAUUUGGAAGGACGAGGAGGAGGAAGACAACACGGCCAAUUUCAAUCAGUUCCUGUUGUUCGAUUCGACCGAGAAGGUAGUUCACCAUGUUCCAAACUUACUGUUCCAAGACUCGCCGUGAAUGGAAAACUUUCUCCUUGUUUUCUGGAAGUUCCCUCACCUAGUGCAUCUUGUAGCACUCCCUCUCGAUCACCCAUGUCAACUGAGCUCAGUUCUUAUGUUGAAGAACAAACGAUUAACGACAUCCCACGACUCAAUAUCAACGGUCUCGGUUCUAUCUCGAUAAAAAACAGUCUUCAAGUCAAAGGUGAAAUCGCCCCAGUAAUUAAAGUUAUUGUGACGGAGCAAGCUGAGCCAUCUAGUGACAGCAAUAUGAAAUCCAGAGAAUCUGAAAAUGGUUGUGAGAAUGAAUUGCCGAACAGUUGUUCGAGAACCAGAACUUCCCCAGUGGGGAAUCUUACAUAAAAUUUACGUUCUAACAGUAUAAGUGAGAAAAUAAGUGGCUAUCAUUAAAGAGAAAGUUAAAUAAUCUUUGAGUAAAUCUUUGAGUCUGAAAUACCUGUUACAUAAUAUAUUACCCUAUUACUCAAGGAUGCUAUUAAUUACAUUUUGAGAACGUGAAAUUAUCAAUUGUAACAAAAAAUGUAUUUCAACCUCUUAUUAUAGAGGUUCUUUUCUCAGAAAAUUGUGUAUAGUAACAAUAAUUUCUUAACAUGUUCGUCAAAUAGGCAUGUUAAUUGAAAGGAAAUAUUUUAAAUUUUCCUAUAGUAAGGAAUCUAAAAAAGCCAAAAAAACAACAUAUUGAUAACAAGUACAAUUUUCGGG